CUACCAAUCAUUCCGCCAUGCUCAGUUCAAUCAACACCUACCUCUAAUUCACAAUGCAACCACUUCGCUUUGCAAAGCUGCGUGCGGCCUCCGCUGCAAACACCAAACAGGCCACGAAAUGCCCUCGUAGCUUCCGAUUCCAUCCAUCGCAAAAUGGUGCUCAACGUAGGACAAUAGGCAGCAUGGGCAGUAACCCUGAAGCAAAGACCAGUGAUGUGACGGUGAUGGCAGGUCUUGGUCUGGCUGUCGGCGGUAUCUAUCUCGCUCUCAGCAACGACCUACGUCCCUUGUCGCAUCGCGACCAUGAAGCAAAUCUCCAGGCGCAUCCGACACAGCCUGGCAAGUUGGUAGGCGAGAAUGACGAAAACAUGCGCAGCCACAGGAUCACGAAGGGGGACGACCCCAGUGCACCAGGUGCCGGCAGGCCCGAUCAAGAUAUAGGUCUAAGAGGCCAUUCAUCAAAAGACUCGUCAAAAGCCAUGAACCCAGGCGCGAUAUCCCCAGACGUGGCUGAUCCGUCCGAUCCUCGUGGAAAGCCCAGGAGCUUCAACUACAUGUCUGGAAAGCAGGAGGGUCUUUCCAACGGCAACACUCACCAUAGCUCUCAAAUCUCCAAGCAGCCAGAGAUGAGCAAGAAGGGUGAAGGUGUUGCUGAAACUGCCAAACUCAAGGGUACCGUGUCUACUAACCGUCCUGGUCCUGAGAACAAGGAGCAGCGAGGCAAGGCUCAAAUGGAGAAGGAGUAGUGUAGAUGGUCCUUGAAUACUACUUUCAAUCAUCGGUUCUGGUC
Messenger RNA from Alternaria alternata, 790 nucleotides. RefSeq lists its product as hypothetical. The transcript is spliced from 3 exons. The record is from RefSeq and is a predicted model, not a curated record. The coding region runs from base 54 to 746 and encodes 230 amino acids. Lineage: Eukaryota; Fungi; Ascomycota; Dothideomycetes; Pleosporales; Pleosporaceae.